Tribolium madens (black flour beetle) is the source of this 593-nucleotide messenger RNA. RefSeq names its product glycine-rich cell wall structural protein-like. The record is from RefSeq and is a predicted model, not a curated record. Bases 10 to 360 code for a protein of 116 amino acids. The transcript has 2 exons. Lineage: Eukaryota; Metazoa; Arthropoda; Insecta; Coleoptera; Tenebrionidae.
UCAUUCAAAAUGAACAAGCUCCUGUUUGUGUUUUUGGUAGUCUUGAUUGCUGUGACUUUAGAAGUUUCAGCUCAAGGAGGGGGUGGCGGUGGAGGUGAAGCCGGAAUGGGUGGCGGAUUUGGGGGGAGUAUUGGUUUUUCAGCAGGAGCUGGGGCUGGAGCUGGGGGUGGUGCUGGGGCCGGGGCUGGUUUCGUGAACCACCCAAAAUUCAAACGAAGUCCAUGCGAAACCGCAGAAGCUGAAACUCAAGUUGAGGAAAAAGCCAAACAAGAAGAAGCCAAACAAGAAAAGGCCAAAAUCAAGAAACGAAGUGCGGAAGGUGAGCAGCAAAACGGGGAUGAUAAAGUAGGCGAACAAUAGUUAAAACGGGAUGUAAGGGUGAAAUAGAAUAAAAAAUUUCAUGCAAAUUUUUGUUGGACUAUUGACUGAUUUUUCUCUUUUCCUUUACCUUAAUUUUUUUAUUACAAUUUUUAAAGUCUCGAUUUUGCUUUGCCUUUUAUUAUUAGGUAAAUACACGCUAAUUCCAAAUUUCAGCAAGAAAACAUUUUUUCAAAAAAAAUUAUAUUUUGCCUUUGUUUUUCAUUUAUUUUAUA